Molecule: messenger RNA, 955 nt
Organism: Humulus lupulus (European hop)
Lineage: Eukaryota; Viridiplantae; Streptophyta; Magnoliopsida; Rosales; Cannabaceae
Product: large ribosomal subunit protein eL21x/eL21w-like
Exons: 2
Coding region: 64-582 (172 amino acids)
Biological process (GO): translation
Cellular component (GO): ribosome; cytosolic large ribosomal subunit
Molecular function (GO): structural constituent of ribosome
Source: RefSeq, a predicted model, not a curated record
GCUUGACUUUGCCGUGUUACAGAGAUAAACCCUAGAGCAAGAAGAGAAGAGAGGUAGAAGAAAAUGCCGGCUGGACACGGUCUACGAUCUCGGACACGAGACCUGUUUUCACGUCCCUUCAAGAAGAAGGGGUACAUCCCUCUCUCCACCUACCUCAAGACCUACAAGACCGGUGAGUAUGUUGAUAUUAAGGUGAAUGACGCCAUUCACAAGGGUAUGCCCCACAAGUUCUACCAUGGCCGAACUGGGCAUGUUUGGAACAUCACCAAGCGCGCUAUUGGCGUGGAGGUUAACAAGCAGGUUGGGAAUCACAUCAUUAAGAAGAGGAUUCAUGUUCGUGUGGAGCAUGUCCAGCCCUCUAGAUGCACAGAGGAGUUCAGAAACAGAAAGUUAAGGAACGAUAAGCUCAAGGCCGAGGCCAAGUUGAAGGGUGAGGCCAUCAGCACCAAGAGGCAGCCAGAGGGUCCCAAGCCAGGUUUCAUGGUCAAAGGAGCUCAGUUGGAAACUGUCACCCCCAUUCCUUAUGAUGUUGUCAACGAUCUCAAGGAAAUAUUCCAAGAGUCCAAGAUUUUCGGUUUAUGAAAGACAAAAAGCAAGAGGCAUUCUCAUCUUUCAUGCACUGCAACUCUUAUCUUUCACGCAAGGCACAUAACCUCACGACACCAGGUCUUCAUGGUAGCUCACCUCACUAGUCAUGGCAUCAAUUCGGAAGGACACCUCAAAGCUUCACAAAAGCCAGAUGGCAGCAAGUAGUAGGCACAACACCUCAGUAUCUCACGGCAUCAGGUCUUCAUUUAUUAAGAUUUUUUUUUGAAUAAAUUUCUGAAGUCAAUUCUAUAUUUGCUCAGGUAUAUACAUGUAAUACUGUUUCUGAGAUAUACUUUUGUAUGUAUAAUAUUUGCAAGAUUUGAUCUAAGAUCUAGACAAUAUUCACUCUACAGAAGACACCAGGUGG